This is a messenger RNA of Callorhinchus milii (elephant shark), 1865 nucleotides long. Its product is annotated as butyrophilin subfamily 1 member A1-like. The record is from RefSeq and is a predicted model, not a curated record. Bases 97 to 1485 code for a protein of 462 amino acids. NCBI's taxonomy places the organism in Eukaryota, Metazoa, Chordata, Chondrichthyes, Chimaeriformes, Callorhinchidae. Gene Ontology annotation, molecular function: protein binding. The transcript is spliced from 8 exons.
ACCCGGACACACAUUUAAUUUACUUUUAUUACAGAAGAUUCUUCUCUUCCGAUGAAAAGGUCAACAGUUCUGAUCUCAUUGUGAAGGCCCGAGAAGAUGAGCUGGAAACACGGUAUUCAGGUCCUAUGGCUUGUGCUUCCCCUCUCACUGACUGAGAGAUUCACAGAGAGAUUCACAGUCAGUGGCCCUGACCACCCUGUCCCAGCCACUGCUGGUUCGGAUGUUGUCCUGGACUGUAAGUGUUCCACACACCUGUCACUAGAGCGUCUGGAGGUGAGAUGGUUCAGGACGAGAUACGACUCCCCUGUGAUCUUAUACAAUGAGGGACAUGAGCAGCCAAGUGAGCAGGAUACAGCCUACAGACACAGGACAGGACUGUUUGUAGAGGAGAUUAUGAACGGCAAUGUGUCUCUCAGACUGCAAGAUGUGCGGGGGUCAGAUAAUGGACAGUACACGUGUUAUGUUCAGCUCGGCAGUUUCCACGAAGAGGCAGAGGUAAACUUGAACGUUAUAGGACUUGGCAGUCAGCCUUGGAUUCACGUUGAUGAACACAAUGGUGGUGUGAGGCUGCUGUGUGAAUCCAGUGGAUGGUUCCCAGCACCAGAGGCUCUGUGGGUUGAUGAUCAGGGAAACAACUUAACAAAACUCAGUCACUUGACAGUCAGCAAGAAUUCUAAAGAUCUCUUCAACAUUAACAGUCAAAUAGAAAUAAAACAUUCAACCAACAAGAUCAGGUUUCUGAUUCGCAAUUCAGAAGAUGAACAAGAAACAAGAUUCCAAAUCUCAGACGAGUUCUUUCCCAAAGUGCCAGUGGGUUUGGUGAUUUCCUCAGUGUUCUUAGCACUUGCCAUAUUGGUGCUGAUUGUUCUUAUCGGCUACAGUGUAAAACAGCGCAGAGAUAUCAAUGCUCUUCAGCUAAGCCUGGACAGGAGAAAGCUUACCCACUGUGCAGCUCCGGUCUCUCUGACUCUGGAUCCUGACACAGCCCAUCCCCGGCUCAUCCUGUCUGAGGACCUGACCAGUGUGAUACGUGGAGACGAAUGGCAGCCACUCCCUGACUCCCCGAAGAGGUUUAGUAAAGAUCCCAUUGUCCUGGGAUCUGAGGGCUUCACAUCAGGGAGACAUUACUGGGAGGUGCAGGUGGGCAACAAAACUGAGUGGACUGUGGGAGUGAGCAGAGAGUCUGUCAACAGGAAACGACCAAUCACGUGGUCACCAGACGACGGGGUCUGGGGUGCUUGGCUGUGGGAAGGUGUCUAUCGGGCUCUGUCUUCACCUCCCACCCGCCUCAAGCUGACAGUGAGACCCGGGAAGAUCGGGGUGUACCUGGACUAUGAGGAGGGACAGGUGACAUUUUACAACGCUGACAACAUGUCUCAUCUCCACACUUUCUCCCAAACUUUCACUGAUAAACUUUAUCCUCUCUUCAAUCCCGGGCAUAAGGAUGACGGAAAAUCUCUGAGAAUCUGCCCAGUGACAGGUUAAUGAGGAGGAAAACCCUCAGCCAUUCCCUCUGUUUGACUGUUAUAACCUGGAGGUUUGGACGAUGCCGAGUGUUUGAUUCUGUGCGUUUCCCCACACCAGUUUGGAGCUGAGUUUGUGACGGGAAGUGAAGGGCGGGGCAGAGCACGGGGUCUUCCUGGGAGACGUCAGCUCCACAUUGUACCCCGAGCAGGGAACGCCGUCUGUGGCCAACGUCACUGAGCAGCCGCGACACGGCUCCUGCACAUUGUCAAUACUGAGCCACUGCACUUACUGUAUAAGGAGUUUCCCUGAACCCCCUCAGCUCCUGUUAACCCUACAGCCAAAGCCCGAACUAACAAGUCGGGUGGCUCUGGCUGGAAAAGCAGUGGGAAAGCUUGUGA